This is a messenger RNA of Trichomonas vaginalis G3, 1083 nucleotides long. RefSeq lists its product as uncharacterized. Bases 1 to 1083 code for a protein of 360 amino acids. The record is from RefSeq and is a predicted model, not a curated record. The transcript has a single exon. NCBI's taxonomy places the organism in Eukaryota, Parabasalia, Trichomonadida, Trichomonadidae.
AUGCUUCUUUUAAUAAUAUCUUCUAGUUACUGUCGCAUGUCAUCCGGUUUGCUUGAAGAUAUAGAAGAAGCUCUCAGUUCUCGCGAAAGAACUAGGGAUAAACUAAGAGAGAAUUCUUUACAUUUCUCAGCUUCAAACGACAUAUGGAAUAGAUUCUAUGAUAAUGCAGAAAUUAACACACAUGUCAAUACAAAUCGAACUGUCAAAGGAUGCGACCACGUCUUUGUUGAUUACGUUCUUUUUAAAAAUUUUAGUCCAGAAGGUGUUAUUCGAAUUUCUGAACCAACUGCAGAUACAAAAGUUCUUGUUUCAACAUCUUCUUUUAUUAAUUGUUCUUCUAAUAAAAACGGGGGAUCAAUAUAUAUGGCAAUAUCAGAAUUUGGGGAAGGAGAUGGAUCAUUUGUUCAAUACAAAGUCUGUAGUUAUGAAUCUAAGAUCACAGAAGAUUAUAAAACAGGAUCUCAUUCAUAUAUUUGCGUGACAAAUGAUGAUAAUCACAAGAAUUUUGUUAUUGAAUCAUCAUUCACUCAAAGUACAGGAGCUUCAGCUGUUUUGUAUAAUAGAUAUGGAUCUAUUCUGUUAUCAUCAAUAAAUAUCUCUGAUUCAAAUCUUGAAAAAAAUACAGCAUUUUCUAGUGUGAAGCCAUCUUCUCUUUCAACAACAAAUUUUAGUAAUUUCAAAAAUAUUUCAUCAAGCGAACAAUGUUGUUUUUAUCAUCAGGAAAAUACACAAAAUUUCUAUUUUUGUAAUGUUAUUAAUAACAAAGUUUCUAAAGAUGGUGAUGGAAUUUUCUAUCUCUAUGAAGUUACAUUUUCAGUAAAUCAUUGUUUCUACAAAGGAAACAAUGCUUCUAAUUUAUCAGUAAUGUCUAAUGAAUAUUUCUUAGUUACUGUAAAUGAAUGCCAUUUUGAAGAAAACACAUUUCCAACAGAUAAAUAUUAUAUUAAGAAAUCAAGUUCAAUGACAGAAUUAAAUCUUUCUAAUUUAUAUUCUCCUUAUUUAUGUGCACUUCCAAAUCGUACAAAGAUUAUUUUACAUACAGAAGGACCUAAUUUCAUCCAUCAAUGGCGUUUACGUCGUUAA